UUUCCUGCAACUCCCUGCUGACUAUGGAGGAGCGGAGGAAAAAAAACUCUUUACUCUCUCCAUUGUCCUCCAGUCUCAGUUAGAUGCGUCUUCAAUCUCCUUCUCAUCACCUGCGAGGCACCAAGGUGUCCAGCUCCACCUUACCUUGCCAAUCUCCUCACGAGCUGCCUUGGACCCCCAGAGGAUUAUUUUUAUCCCCCUUUAUCAUAGAUGGGAAUUUUGUUCUCCUCUCCUCAGCUGCCGCCAGGCUUACUACUGAUUAAUUUUAACUGCCUUUUUGUGCCUUUUCUUUGUUCAACAUAACUUGUCUGUUACGAAAUGAAUGCAACUUGCGUUUGCUGUCCUUGCCAACACAUUAGCAGUAUAUUGGACCCUAAAAGAGCGCUGGUGUGCAGCCACUUCAGUUCAGCUCAUCUCCACAGUGACUGCAGCUUGUGUCUGGUUCCUGAGAUUUGUUGCUAUAUUUCAUUAGAGCACAGCGUUACGCAGCUCACUGCUUCCACAUCAACACGUCUUACACGUUUUCAUUGUACCUCGUGCAGUUAUCAGCGUGCCGUGAUGUUUAAAUAGGAAAAAACUCCUAAACAAUUUUUUAAUGGAUUGUUGUUGUUGUUCCCAAGGUGUCCGUAUCCGAAAACGUUUGUGGAACGUUUGCGAAAGUGACCAAAUGAAAACGUUGCGCUUGUUCAUGUGAGGAACUGCUCCCAUCCUCUUCACCGAUUUUGUCAUCUUCAGCUAUAAAUGGGAUUUGUACUACAGUAGAACCUGGCCUGACUGGUGUCUCUCUUGGGUCUCUCAGCCUUGGAGAAUGAAUGGUUUUGUAGCCGGCUGUUUGGUGAAGAACGGGGCUUAACAUCUGCUGCGAUAAACCACCACGUUUACUCACAGAGCCAGUAUGAUGGAGGAAAAGGCCACCGAUGAUUCUCUGCUUCCAAAAACUCGGAGAAGAGGAAUCGGACUGAAAUCCACAGUCUGCUCCAAUGAUCAGAUCCUCUCGAUGGUCGAGCGCGAAUGAAGAACUGUGUGUGACGCAGAAGUUGUUGUAGGAAACGGGUCUCAGGCUCCCUGUGUGGAGAACCACAUGUGCUGUUAGAGGCCCUUCGAUUCCCAGCCUGUGGACCGACCCCACAAACGUGGUUUUUAUACUUAGCAGCCGAAGCGAAACCAGAACAGGAAGGAGAGAUCUGGCAGUAGAACGAUCAACACCCACUUGGCAUUUAGGUUUCAUUUUCCUUGUAUCUGACGCCGUGUGUGUAGGAAGUCCAGCCCACGGGGGUUCGGCACUCCCUUUGGAGAACCUGUGCAGGUCAUUUGAGACACACCAGUGUGAGAGACACUCGGCGGACUGCGCUGAGAUCCGCAAUGGGUGGUUACAGGAAACACGACAACAUUCGAACCCUGAACUCAGUUGCAGACUUAAGUGGUGUGAGUUUUGGCCACAAAUACCCCAGGCAUGGCCUCCUACUUCUGCACUGGCUGGCGAAGGGCUGGAUCUGGUUCAACACUGAGGGCAAGAUGAUGGCCGCACGGGACCCCGCAUUUGGGGAUUUUGGGUUUCACCUCUUCCACAACAAGGAGCAGAUCCUGCCCCCUCUGAAGAACCAGAGCCAGUACUUCGAGGUGGGGAACUUCCAUGCUCCGGGGGCCUCCGCCUUGCCUUUCAGCCAGGCCCAAACGGGAAGUGACAAGAGCAACACGGACCGCAUCAUCGUGAGAAUGGAUCCUGGUUGCGUUGUCGCCGAGGUCUACAUCACCGAGCACGUGCCCCACCUGAACAGCUUCGGUGCGCACUUUACGUACCGCGUCAGCAGGGGGCUCAUCGGUUCUGUAGCACGCUAUACCCCGGAGAGCUUCCUCCAGCAGGCCGGCUACAUCGGACGGGCCAUCGAGAACCGCGAGACGGUCGUCGAAAUGGAAGAGCCCCCCGUACACGAGGCUCCUUCGAGGCCAAACCGAAUCUGCAGCUGCAUUAUACUGUGAGGGUCGUCUUCUGUCGAUUUCGUCGUGGCUUUAUUCUACGUUCAUCCCCUGUCAUCUGCUCCUAAUUCAUUCCUGAGAGCACAGCGAGCAGCUAGAGAACACAACAGAAUUGCUCACGCCAUUAUUUCUUAUGCUUCCCAACUGGUUCAAAUUCGUUCAUCCCAGGUUCGCCUCUAAAUCACGUCCGAUGUCAUAAGGAAGGAUGGAAAAAGUUGUGUAAUACGGUAACAUUUGACACACCUUUACCUCUUGGCACUUUGGAAAAACCUUCCUUGCAAAGCAGUUUUCCAUUGCAUCCACAUUCAGAGGUGAUUUUUGGGUUGUGUGUGAUGUUGUAAUAAGAGCCAUGGGCCCGAACCUCAAAACAUCACCUUUCGAAGGGGUUUUUAUGUCUACACUUGAAAUGAAAGUGUGAACGAUCAAUUUCCUUUUUAUUCAUUACAU
This is a messenger RNA of Scleropages formosus (Asian bonytongue), 2424 nucleotides long. RefSeq lists its product as uncharacterized. The record is from RefSeq and is a predicted model, not a curated record. The transcript is spliced from 2 exons. NCBI's taxonomy places the organism in Eukaryota, Metazoa, Chordata, Actinopteri, Osteoglossiformes, Osteoglossidae. Bases 1363 to 1980 code for a protein of 205 amino acids.